AUGGGGUGUGGUGGAUCAAGGCCUGACAAUAGAGCUGAUGUGUUGCCAGCCAAACUUCGGCCCCUUCUCUGGAAGAGGUAUGAGGAGAUGAAAAGACAGAAAAAUGCACGUAUUGUGAAAGAUUCACCCAACCAUUCUAAGAAAGAACUGCUUAAAGAUGGCGUUUCCGAUGGUGAUAGCUCUCCAAGAGAUAAUGAUCGCAGGAGUAUAUCCUCACAAGAGGAUGAUGUGAAGGUGGCACCGGCCCCAGAAUGCGACGAAACAACGACUGAAAAUGUUAAGAUUGCCAAGGCUGUGGAAUUAAAACCAGAAUUCAACAAACAAUGUGAACAAGCAACAUUGCCUGCAGGCUCUAUAAAUAUAAUAUCAAAUGAAACAAGCACACAAAUGAAGGAGGUAGAAACACCAGUGGCAGGGUCUCAAGGCUUGGCAUCAGCAGCACCAUAUAAUAAUGAAACGAGCGACAAACAAGAUAGCAAACAUGGAGAAGAUGGAGAGGACAAGACCUUGGAGGCAAUGGACACAGCCAUGAAAAAUGUGAAUGGAAUAGAAAUGUGUGGAGAUAAGAAUGAACAGGAUUCGGAACUAGAAGAUGAACUCAGAAGCAUGGAUGAAAGUUGCAUAUGUCCAGGAUCGCCGAGUUUCAGAGUAUAUUUUAUUGAAUCAUCAACUAACACAGAUGACGAAGAUAAGGAUGAUGACACAGACAAAAAAUCAUCAAGUGAUCAGGACAGCAGCGAGGUCAUUGAAUCGGUGAAUUCUAAUGAGCUCUCAAGGACCAUCGAAAAGAAGAAAGGAAAGAGAGGGCGAAGAUUCAGGGUCAUUCCUAAGGGAAAGAAUCUGCUUAAAGUUAAAUCAUGCUACUAUCCUAGUUGCUCUGGUGGCCAUGAUAAAGCUCGUCUUCUUAGUCAAUAA
Molecule: messenger RNA, 915 nt
Organism: Populus nigra (black poplar)
Lineage: Eukaryota; Viridiplantae; Streptophyta; Magnoliopsida; Malpighiales; Salicaceae
Exons: 3
Coding region: 1-915 (304 amino acids)
Source: RefSeq, a predicted model, not a curated record